AGCAGACUGAAUUCCUAGGCCUAAUAAUAAAAUGCGUAUCAGUGGUUGGUUCAGCUUUAGCCAGGACCGAAAUGUUCUCCAUGACUCAAGUAAUGUUUCUGUUCUUUACCGUGGCCUUGCCUGCCUCCUCCCUCUCUCUUUCCCUCUCCUCCCUCUACCUCUCUCUUUCUGUGCGGGAGGGAGGGGGGCAGAAGUUAUAGCUACUCUCCCCUCCGCUUUUGUUCUGGAACUCGAGCGUAGCAGCAGCAGGGGCGCGAGGCAGUGGUCGGUAUGGCGGGAGGCUCGAGCGGCUUCACAUUUCUCGGGGUUCUGCUGCUCGCGGCGAUUCUGCUGCAGACUGUGGCCGUUACCGUCACUGUGCUCUACUUCACUAACGUCCUCAACACGGUAAGAACCAUGGAAGAUGGAGGGAUAGUAUACAGACACUUACUAUUGAAGUAUUUGAGGUCGCUUGAUGUUGCUUGGAAUUUGCACUUUUGGGACUAUUGCAUUGGCUCCAUUGUUUCGGGCCUGGCCGUGUAGUGCCAGGCAUUUGAAAGUAUUUCAAAUGUAUUUGACCCAGGUUUGAUAUGUUGUUCUGCGCAGUUCCAGUGCGCAUACAGUUAGAGAAAGUAGUUUUGUUCCAAUAAAGCUUUUGCAGGAAAACGUGUUGCCUUGCAAGUUAAUUACCUGAAUUGUUUGUUUAAUGUAAUAAAAAUUGCCUAUGUGUGCACUGCAGAGAACGCUCAAUGCAUUCUGUAAAAUAAAGAGUGUUUGUGUGUUGUAGUGCUGUGCUGUGCUGCGCACUGGGAUAUAAGGAAGUUAUGUGCAGAGAAAAUGUGCAAAAAGGCUGCCUGCAAGAACCAAAACUCAGACUUUAUUGAUAUGCCAAUUUACCAGCUUUAUUGUUUGCUUAUUGUUUCACCUUAUUUUGGCAGGGAAAGUUUAGUGCAUUCUCAAGUGCAUUGUUCAAUUGCUAGUGAAACUGUAAUGAUGUAACUUUUUGUUAGGCAUUCUGUGUUAUCCUCUCCUACAGCUGUGCUCUAUUUUUAUAUCUUAUCUUUCUCUCUGCAUUGUUGGAAAUGGACCUGUAAGUAAGCAUUUCACUGUUAGUCUAAACCUGUUGUCUACGAAACAUGUGACAAACAACAUUUUAUUUUAUUUGUACUUUAGUAACCUGGAUUAUUUCCAUAACGAUUGAGCAACAAUGCUGACUCUCCCUCUCUGCUUCCCGAUACUCCCCCUCUGUCAUUCUCCUCUCUCACUCUCUCCCCCCCCCCCCCCUCUCUAGUUCUCUCUCUCUCUGUCUCUCAGUGAUUGUCAUCAGUGUUGAUGGAUGUUAAUCAUUACCAACCUGUAUACAGUAGGAAACUGAAACCUAAAAUACAUCUACAGAGGAAUGUUACUUAUAAAGACUUUAGACAGACACUCCAUUUGAACAUGGCAUUAUUAGUUUCAUUACAAUGUAAAGGGAGUCAAUGAAGUAAACUACAGUUUGUUUCGUAACUCCGGUCCCCCAAGUACCCACAACGACAAUACACAUUGUGUUAUGUAGGAGGUGUGUAUUAUUCAAAUGAAAUGUGUGUGUGUUAUUCAGAUGAAGGAGACGUUUGCAAGGAGCAGUGUGUCUUGUCUGACACGGUCUGACCUCAGAGGGGGGUAUGUGCGCUCCCCGACCGAGGGGAAAGGAGACCCCUGUUGGCAGGUCACACAGCAACUACACACCCUCAUAGAGAAGGUAACACACACACACACACAUAUCCUCAUCGAGUAAGUAUCCACCUCGCACGGGGCCCAGGUCUUCCAGUAGGACAGAGGGGCUCCCUAUGCAAUUUACCAUUAACCACAGAUUUAGGAUCAGAUUACUCUCCAUUAAUCGUAACCUUAAAGGCCCAAUGCAGCCCUUUUUAUAUCAAUAUCAAAUCAUUUCUGGGUUACAAUUAAUUGCUGUAUGUACUAUUACAGAGUUUUUCAUAAAAAAUGGUCUAAAAUAAACAAAAAUAGCUUUUUAGCAAAAAACUAUUUUUCAAGUAAGAAUUUUGCUAGGACUGCCUGGGAGUGGUCUGCCUGGGAGGGGAAAACUGAAAACGAGCUGUUAUUGGCAGAGAGGAUUGGAACUCUCUUUGUUAUUGGUCUGUUAACUAAUUUACCGCCUGGUAAUGUCACCGGGCAAGCCAAAACUCCACCCAUGCAAAACUGCGGAUUAGAAAUUCCUGUGUACACUGAACAACAUGUAAAGUGUUGGUCCCAUGUUUCAUGAGCUCAAAUAAAAAAUCCCAGCAAUGUUCCAUACACACAAAAAGCUUAUAUCUCUCAAAUUUUCCCUAUUAGUGAGCUUUUCUACUUUGCGAAGAUAAUCCAUCCAGCUCACAGGUGUGGCAUAUCAACAAGCUGAUUAAACAGCAUGAUCAUUCCACAGGUGCACCUUGUGCUGGGGACAAUAAAAGGCAACUUUAAAAUGUGCAGUUUUGUAACACAACACAAUGCCACAGAUGUCUCAAGUUUUGAGGGAGCGUGCAGUUGGCCUGCUGACUGCAGGCAUGUCCACCAGAGCUGUUUCCAGAUAAUUUAAUGUUAAUUUCUCUAUCAUAAACUGCCUCCAAUGUCGUUUUAGAGAAUUUUACAGUCUGGCCUCACAACUGCAGACCACGUGUAACCACAGUAGCCCUGGACCUCCACCUCUGGCUUCUUCACCUGCGGGAUCGUCUAAGGGGGGUGGGGGGGGAACGGUGCUGAGAAGUAUUUCUGUCUGUAAUAAAGCCCUUUUGUGGGGAAAAACUAAUUCUGAUUGGCUGGACCUGGCUCCCCAGUGGGUGGGCUUAUGUCCUCCCAGGCCCACCCAUGGCUGCACCUCUGCCCAGUCAUGUGAAAUCCAUAGAUUAGGGCCUAAUUAAUUAAUUUAAAUUGACUGAUAUUGUUAUAUGAACUGUAACUCAGUAAAAUCGUUGAAAUUGUUGCAUGUUGCGUUUAUAUUUUUGUUCAGUAUAGAUUGUAUUUUCUUCCAGGAUCUAUCAGGCAAUAACACUGAGCACAAAAUUUUUCACACUUUUACAGUGUUAGUUUCAUCAGCUGUUGUACAAUAUGAUACAACACACAGUGAAAACAAAAUGUUGACUGCACUGGACCAAAAACCAUUAGGGGGGAAAUGCAAAACUGACCUAAGAUCAGCAACUUCACCCUCCUCAGCAGAGUUUCAGACAUACAAUGGGGUCUUUAUGGUGCAGGGAUGGGAUCCACUGUGGCUUAAUCAGCACUGGAAUGUACUCACCUGGCCAGAGACACACAAAGACUCCACACACACACAGUUUGUGCAAUCAUGUUUUGUGCUUUUAUUUGAAAUGUGUUAAACAAAUUCUCUCUCUCUCAAGUCUCUGUUUCAGCGGUAUCAGAGGGAGAUCUCCUCAGCAGUUAGAGGUGAGAUACACUACAUGACCAAAAGUAUGUGGUCACCUGCUUGUCAAACAUCUCAUUCCAUAAUCAUGGGCAUUAAUAUGGAGUUGGCCCCCCUUUGCUGCUAUAACAGCCUCCACUCUUCUGGGAAGGCUUUCCACUAGAUGUUGGAAUAUUGCUGCAUGGACUUGCUUCCAUUCAGCCACAAGAGCAUUAGUGAGGUCGGGCACUAAUGUUGGGCGAUUAGGCCUGGCUCGCAGUUGGCGUUCCAAUUCAUCCCAAAGGUGUUCGAUGGGGUUGAGGUCAGGGCUCUGUGCAGGCCAGUCAAGUUGGAAGCACAGAAUCGUCUAGAAUGUAAUUGUAUGCUGUAGCGUUAAGAUUUCCCUUCACUGGCACACAGCCCCAGACCAUUAUUCCUCCUCCACCAAACUUUACAGUUGGCACUAUGCAUUAGGGCAGGUAGCGUUCUCCUGGCAUCCGCCAAACCCAGAUUCGUCCGUCAGACUGCCAGAUGGUGAAGCAUUGUAUGCUGGAGUGGUGUAAAGCUCGCCGCCAUUGGACUCUGGAGCAGUGGAAACGCGUUUUCUGGAGUUACCAGAAAACGCGUUUCCACUGCUCCAGAGUCCAAUGGCGGCGAGCUUUACACCACUCCAGCCGAUGCUUGGCAUUGCGCAUGGUGAUCUUAGGCUUGUGUGCAGCUGCUCGGCCAUGGAAACCCCUUUCAUGAAGCUGCUGACGAACAGUUCUUCUGCUGACAGUUUGGAACUUGUGCUGACGUUGCUUCCAGAGGCAGUUUGGAACUCGGUAGUGAGUGUUGCAACCGAGGACAGACGAUUUUUACGCACUUCAGCACUUGGCGGUCCCGUUCUGUGAGCUUGUGUGACCUACCACUUUGCGGCUGAGCUGUUGUUGCUCCUAGAUGUUUCCACUUACAAUAACAGCACUUACAGUUGACCGGGGCAGCUCAAACAGGGCAGAAAUUUGACGAACUGACUUGUUGGAAAGGUGGCAUCUUAUGACUGUACUGCGUUGAAAGUCACUGAGCUCUUCAGUAAGGUGAUUCUACUGCCAAUGUUUGUCUAUGGAGAUUGCAUGGCUGUGUGCUCGAUUUUAUACACCUGUCAGCAACGGGUGUGGCUGAAAUAGCUGAAUCCACUAAUUUGAAGGGGUGUCCACAUACUUUUGUGUAUAUAUAGUGUAAGUACCUGACCUAUAGAACUAAGGCAUACAACUGGGGCAAAACAGCACCCUGUUCCCUGUGUCCAUUUGACAAGUUCUAUGCUGUUAUCACUGACUGAUGACCACACUAACUGAUUUUCUGUCUCUCUCUGUCAGACGAGAUGUCCAGGGUGUUGCCCUCAUUGGCAAUGGAGGACCAGGUUUCUUCUCGCCCCAAAGUCGCCGCCCAUGUCACUGGUAGCUUCGCUCCCAAAGCAGAGAGGGAGGGAGGAGGUGAGACAUGUUUUAGUUUACACCCUUCAUACUCUACAACUACAAUAGAGACACUGUGUGUGUGUCUAACCCUUUGAAGACUGGUGAUGAGUGUUUGAUGAACGCAGGUUAGACUCCGGGGGCAUGUGUGUGCUGUGUUCUUCAGGUGUGUGUGUGUGUGUGUGUGUGUGUGUGUGUGGGGAGAGCUUCAAAGUGAUUAUAUAUCACUACAGUAACUAGUAAUACAUGCAGCAUAUCUGUCCCAUGUGAGCUCUAAACCCAGUGACUUGGUAUAACUGGCAGAAUGCCCCAACCAUCUCUACACCAUCUGGACAGACAGACAGCUCGGUGUGAAGUGGUAGAUAUAUUGGCCAGACCAAGUCUGUAGACAUAUGUUCUGUGGUGCCAUCUAUGGCCUCUUAUAGCAGCACACUUUCCAUAAUACAGUAUGUAUUGUGGGGAUUGAGGCAACAUAUGUCCACAAACUGUUCUAUUCUAUUCUUAACCUAUUCUAUUCUGUCUUAAGAACCAGCCUUGUCUACUGUAGGCAAGAGGGUUUAUUGUCUUCUCAGGAAAUCAGCCUUCUCUGUGUUGCUCUUGACACCCCCCAUUCUGUCACACACCUCUGUGAAGCAGAGUUUCUGUUGUGAUAACAUCUUGUAGGUCUGAUAUCUGAUUAGAGGUUAACUUGACAUUAAUGCUAUUGGUUAACAACUCAGAUUUUGAAUCCAAACAACUCAGAUGUUAUAAAGGAGUCUCAGAUUAAUUGACUCUUUGUUUCUGACCUGCUCUGGUGAGAUACACUCUCGCUCUUUCUUUCUCCACCCCAGGGACUCUUGGGGCAUGGCCUUUCAGGCUAUGACCUCUCUCUCUCUCUCUCUCUCACUCUUUCUUUAUUUCUCUCUCUCUUGCCCUCUGUCUCUCUCUUUCUCUCUCUCUCUCUCUCGUUUUGCCUUGUAACUUAAGUUUAUGUCUUGUAUGUGAGUUAAUACAUUACAAAGUUAUGAAAUAUCUGCCUUUGAUAAUAUAAACUCUGACCUUUCUUUAUAAACAAUUUCUGUAACUCAACAAUAGUCCUGCUUGCCCAUUGCUAAAUCAUCUUUACGAGUCAGAUUAAAAUUUGAAUAGACCUUUAUCAUAAUAAUUGCAUUAUGGGUCGCAUGUGAGGUAUGCAUAUAUAUUUAUAUAUCAAAUAUUACUUCACUACAACUGUUCCAUUUUAUUCUUAACCGAUUCUAUUCCGUCUUAAGACCCAGCCCUGUCUAACUCCUGACCCUCGUUCCUGUCUGGCCACAGGUUCUCCUGGGCGGCGUGUGCAGGGGCAGAAGAUCUCGUGGUGGGAGGGGCAUAAAGGGCUGGCAUUCCUUCAGGACGUUCAAUUGAUUGACGGGGAGCUGGUGGUGCCUCGCCCAGGACUCUACUAUAUCUACGCCCAGACCUACUUCAGACACACCCACCCUGGGGGAGAGGAGGGGGAUGAAGAGGUGGAAGAGGAGAAGGAGCAGAGGGGGAGACCCAUGUUGCAGUAUGUUUAUAAGAAAGUGAGUUCACAGUGCCAGGGUCACGUUCAGGGGACUUGUAGACAUGAAACAUAAGAAAAUGGUUUGAAAUGGAGGUGCCACCUGAACUUGUCCUAUAAGAACAUUUAUUUUCAGUUUUUCCAAUUUCAACAGUUAUAUCUUACUGUAUAGUGGUGGUGCUGUGUGCCCCCUCCUCCAGGUGUCGUCCUACCCGGUACCCAUCCUGCUGAUGAAGACCAGCCGGACCUCCUGCUGGUCCCGGGACUCCCAGUUCUCUCUACACUCCGCCCACCAGGGGGGGCUGUUCCCAUUGGCCGCCGGGGACCGCCUCCUCGUCACCGUUAGCAACGCCUCCGCCAUUGACAUGGAUGAGAGGAGCAGCUUUUUUGGGGCUGUCCUGGUCAGCUAGAGGUCAGGGGUUAGUCUGUAUGGUGGCUUGGAUGGUUUGGGACACCAGCAUACUCACUGUUUGGGAACCAGAUGUGUGUGUGUACUGACACAGAUCAUUCGAGAGCUGUGUGUGAGUAUGUGUGUUUGUAUGCAUG
Messenger RNA from Coregonus sp. 'balchen', 6865 nucleotides. The record is from the annotation of a GenBank genome assembly. NCBI's taxonomy places the organism in Eukaryota, Metazoa, Chordata, Actinopteri, Salmoniformes, Salmonidae.